Vigna unguiculata (cowpea) is the source of this 1237-nucleotide messenger RNA. RefSeq lists its product as uncharacterized. The record is from RefSeq and is a predicted model, not a curated record. Lineage: Eukaryota; Viridiplantae; Streptophyta; Magnoliopsida; Fabales; Fabaceae.
CCAUCCACUCCUCCUCUCAUUCAUUCCUUCUCUGCUGUACGACCAAAACAUAGCCACAAUGAGACCCCAUUUCUUACAACUCCAAACAAAACCCAGAGCUACCAAAAGGUCUCUUCUUUAAGAUAAAUCAGAGAGAGAGAAAGAGAGAGAGACAAGACAACAUUUUACAACAUUACCGUCUUGUUGGGUUCGGGUAAUGGCGAGUGGGUGGAUGAAGUCAUUGCAGUGCAAGUCAAGAGCUUACGAAGACGUCUACCACCCAAACUCUAAAAACCUCAUUCCCAGUUCAAGUUGCAGAAAGAGCGUUCAAAACAUCAAAGACGUUGUCGUCGACACCACCAAGCCCAGGCCCAAGUCCAAGCCCAAACCCAGGCCCGAAAAGCCUCUCCAGAAACACCCCAGCUCCAGAUACCCCCCAUCCGCAGCCAAGCCCGAUUUCGAAACCACUAUCAACCGCUCCCGGAGCGUCACAGCCACCGCCACGCGCCACGCCGACCCUCGCUUCCCUUCUCUCACCGAACUCACUGAGGGGCAUCCCUCGCGGAACGUGGUGGAGAUAAUCUUUCACACCAGCUGGGGGCCCAAGCCCUUCUCGGGCCGCGUCGAGAUGAUAUUUAAGGUCCACAGCGGCCCGCGAACGGUCUCCCGCUUCGAGGAGUAUCGGGAGACGGUGAAGGGCCGGGCGGGGAGUGGGACUGGGCCGGCCCAUGACUACGAGGAGAAUGCGAGAUGCGUUGCGGACGGGAAUGAGGUCAUGAGGUUUCACUGCUUGGGCCCCACCUCCAGCGGCGGCCCCUACGGCGGAGCUUGCGCGCUGUCCUUCCCCGGCGGUAAGGGCUCCGCCAUCUGCACAUUCGCCGGCAGCGGCGACGCCCACGAAAGCUCGGGCGGAGGUAGGGGUAGGAGGGCAAUGCUUGUGUGCCGGGUCGUAGCGGGUCGGGUCUCCAAGCAAAAUGGGUUCAUGGAAUCGUUGUUGGAUGGACGGGUCGGGUUCGACUCGGUCAGUGGGGACAACGGCGAGUUAUUAGUGUUUGACUCGCGCGCUGUGUUGCCCUGUUUUCUCAUCAUUUAUAAAUUGUAAAAACACGUAUUUACAGUUUGCUUUUCUUUUUUUAUAAACACUUUUUUUUUCUUCUUGAUUUAUUUUCAUUUGGGGUGUAUGUAUGUUGCUGAUUGUUGAGGUAUUGAACUCAACCUACUCUUAUUGCAUUUAUCGACCACGCAAUGUUUCUUCACA